AUGCUUACAUCGACUCUCUUGUUUAUAUUUGAAAUCACAUUAGCGGCCACUCAGAUCCCAAGCCACACGGAUUACCAGAGAAUAGGCGAAGUUCUAUUUAGAAAUGAAAAGUAUAAUGUAUACAAACCUACUAUACAUUCAGUGACGGAUUAUUUUAAGAGUUACAUGCUAGACCAGCUGAGAAGGAAACCGAAUGAGAGAGUUUUUAUCGACGACGAUGGCUUUCGACACGAAUGGCUAAACUUUGACGAAGACAAUGGAAACUUGCGCAAGCAAAACACCGAUAUAUCAGUAAAAAAUCAAACUACAACUAGACCUAACGUAGAAAAGAAAAGGAGGAAGACGCCGAAAAGAAAAAAGAAAGUAACAGAAGCAGUAAAAGAAGAUAGAAAAAAUUUAAGAGAAGGAGAAAACUUGGAAGGCAGGACCGUUGCUAAAACCACGUUUUACUGCCCAUUCCUCGGAAUCGUCACGAUGCAUUCCUUCCUUGACUGA
Bombyx mandarina (wild silkworm) is the source of this 495-nucleotide messenger RNA. RefSeq lists its product as uncharacterized. The record is from RefSeq and is a predicted model, not a curated record. NCBI's taxonomy places the organism in Eukaryota, Metazoa, Arthropoda, Insecta, Lepidoptera, Bombycidae.